This is a messenger RNA of Ceratotherium simum simum (southern white rhinoceros), 4193 nucleotides long. NCBI's taxonomy places the organism in Eukaryota, Metazoa, Chordata, Mammalia, Perissodactyla, Rhinocerotidae. The record is from RefSeq and is a predicted model, not a curated record.
AUGCAGCAUGAUGCUGCUAGCAUCCAGGGAUCAGCUGGAAGGUAUGACAAAAUCUUGGUCGGGAUGGAGAACGCCGUGAACGGAGAGCACCUGUGGCUGGAGACCAACGUCUCAGGAGACCUGUGCUACUUGGGAGAGGAGAACUGCCAAGUCAGAUUUGCAAAAUCGGCUCUCAGGAGGAAGUGUGCGGUCUGUAAGAUCGUGGUCCACACCGCCUGCAUUGAACAGCUAGAAAAGAUUAAUUUCAGAUGUAAACCAACGUUUCGAGAAGGGGGCUCAAGAUCGCCGAGAGAAAAUUUUGUGCGUCAUCACUGGGUGCACAGGCGUCGGCAGGAGGGGAAAUGUAAGCAGUGUGGUAAGGGCUUCCAGCAAAAAUUCUCCUUCCACAGUAAAGAGAUUGUGGCUAUCAGCUGUUCCUGGUGCAAGCAGGCGUUUCACAAUAAGGUGACCUGCUUCAUGCUGCAUCACAUUGAGGAACCCUGCUCCCUGGGGGCUCAUGCUGCUGUCAUCAUCCCGCCCACCUGGAUCAUUAAGGUGAAGAAACCUCAGAACUCCCUGAAGGCUUCAAAUCGGAAGAAGAAGAGAACAAGCUUUAAAAGAAAAGCCAGUAAAAGAGGAACUGAACAGGAAAACAAAGGUCGUCCUUUUGUGAUAAAACCUAUCUCUUCUCCACUCAUGAAACCCUUGCUUGUGUUUGUGAACCCCAAGAGUGGAGGCAACCAGGGAACCAAAGUCCUGCAGAUGUUCAUGUGGUACCUGAAUCCACGGCAAGUCUUUGAUCUUUCUCAGGAAGGGCCAAAAGAUGCGCUUGAGUUGUAUAGGAAAGUACCAAAUCUGCGGAUUCUGGCCUGUGGUGGGGAUGGAACGGUGGGCUGGAUCCUUUCUAUCCUGGAUGAACUGCAGCUGAGCCCUCAGCCUCCUGUCGGGGUCCUUCCUCUGGGCACUGGGAAUGACCUGGCUCGAACUCUCAACUGGGGAGGGGGCUACACUGAUGAACCAGUUUCUAAGAUCCUUUGCCAAGUAGAAGAUGGGACAAUCGUACAGCUAGAUCGCUGGAAUCUGCAUGUGGAAAGAAACCCAGACUUGCCUCCAGAAGAACUUGAAGAUGGUGUAUGUAAGCUUCCUCUGAAUGUUUUCAAUAAUUACUUCAGCCUUGGAUUUGACGCCCACGUCACACUGGAGUUCCAUGAAUCCAGAGAAGCAAAUCCAGAGAAAUUCAACAGUCGUUUUCGAAAUAAAAUGUUCUAUGCAGGGGCAGCUUUUUCUGAUUUCCUACAGAGAAGCUCUAGAGAUCUUUCCAAACACGUUAAAGUUGUCUGUGAUGGAACAGAUCUCACCCCAAAGAUUCAGGAACUGAAGUUCCAGUGUAUAGUAUUUUUAAAUAUACCCAGAUAUUGUGCUGGCACAAUGCCCUGGGGGAACCCAGGAGAUCACCAUGACUUUGAACCUCAGCGUCAUGAUGAUGGUUAUAUUGAAGUCAUUGGAUUCACCAUGGCCUCUUUGGCUGCCCUGCAAGUCGGGGGCCACGGAGAAAGGCUGCACCAGUGUCGGGAGGUCAUGCUGCUAACUUACAAACCCAUCCCCAUGCAAGUGGAUGGGGAGCCCUGUAGGUUGGCCCCGGCUAUGAUUCGGAUCUCCUUGAGGAAUCAGGCCAACAUGGUACAGAAGAGCAAGAGGAGAACGUCCAUGCCUUUGCUCAAUGACAUCCAUCAGGUGCAAGCUGCAGAUCUGCGGAGAGUGUCUGCUCCCCCUGGCUCCUUCACCAUUCCCCAGUCUGUCCCAGACCGCCUGAGGAUCCGGGUGAACAAAAUCAGUUUACAAGACUAUGAAGGAUUCCACUAUGACAAAGAGAAACUCCGGGAAGCUUCCAUCCCUCUGGGUAUUCUAGUUGUGCGUGGAGACUGUGAUUUGGAGACUUGCCGUAUGUACAUAGAUCGCCUACAGGAGGACCUGCAGUCAGUUUCUUCUGGCUCCCAGAGAGUUCAUUACCAGGACCAUGAAACCUCCUUCCCCAGGGCACUCUCAGCUCAGAGGCUCUCCCCUCGGUGGUGCUUUCUAGAUGCAACUUCUGCUGAUCGCUUUUAUCGAAUAGACAGAUCUCAGGAACAUUUGCACUUUGUGAUGGAGAUUUCCCAAGAUGAGAUUUUUAUUCUGGACCCAGAUCUGGCGUUGUCACAGCAGGCAGGGACCCCUCCAGGAAUGCCUGAUCUGGUGGUAGAGCAAGCCUCGGGAAUGUCAGACUGGUGGAAUCCUGCCCUGCGGAAACGCAUGCUGAGUGAUAGCGGGCUGGGAAUGAUAACUCCGCAUUAUGAGGACUCAGACAUGAAAGAUCUUAGCCACUCCCGUGUGCUACAGUCACCAGUCUCUUCAGAAGAUCACGCAAUUUUGCAGGCAGUAAUAGCUGGUGAUCUUAUGAAGCUAAUAGAAAGCUAUAAAAACGGAGGCAGCCUGCUAAUUCAGGGACCAGACCACUGUUCACUCCUUCACUACGCAGCUAAAACCGGUAACGGGGAGAUUGUGAAGUACAUCCUUGACCAUGGACCUUCUGAGUUAUUGGAUAUGGCAGACAGCGAAACGGGUGAGACUGCACUGCACAAGGCUGCCUGCCAGCGGAACCGGGCCGUGUGCCAGCUUCUGGUAGACGCAGGAGCAUCUCUGAGAAAGACGGAUUCCAAGGGUAAGACACCUCAAGACAGAGCACAGCAGGCUGGAGACCCAGAUUUGGCUGCUUACCUAGAAAGCCGCCUGAACUAUAAGAUCAUUGGCCAUGAGGACCUGGAAACUGCUGUUUGACUCUAGUAGACAGGCAACGAGAACCUGCGUGAGCAUAUCACCUGUGCCCUUCCCGGCGAUCGGGCAGCUCCCCUGGAAGAAGCUGAUGGAAUCCAUGAAUCUGUCUCCUGCAAGAAUCUAUCUGAGACCAUGCCACCAGUUUUUAAGGGCUACCAAGAUGUACAACAGAACAUGAUAGCCCACUGAGGAUGAGGCAGGGAUACCUGGAGAUUUGUGGAAUACGAGUUCCACAAAAUUUGAUCCUUAUUGCUUCCAGCAAGUAGCAUGAACUUCUGUGUUCACCUGUAUAAUUUAUUUUAAAGAUUCAAAGGAUAUUUGUAUAAAUGGCACUGCUCCCUCUGCCCCUAUGCAUUCAUCUUUCCACUGUACUGCACAAUUCUACUGUAAUUACCCAUCAAUUUAAAAAAUAUGAUAUGAUCUGUUCUCUUUACAUUCAGUCUUUGAAGACCACAAGACUGUCUGAAGGUCUUUUAAAACCCUCUGAUUGUCCUGCAGAAAUAUAAUUGUCAAACCGCUUCAAUUUCCAAGACUAAAUAUACCAAGAUUGCUUAGUGACUUUUUGCACGUCUCCCAUCCCUCCCCAAUCCCUUUUCAUUAUAUAGGAGCUGGGAAGUGCCACAUGGAUAAUGUCAACUUGUGUGCUGUAUCUCUGAGGUAUGGUGAGGUGGCAUGGGAGUUGUCUGUCUGCAGAGGUACCUCAGAGAGGUCACCCAGGGGUCAGCCCCUGUCACGGGCUGUUGCCAAUAGCCAUCAAGGACUGGGUCGGCUUGGGCUGUUUGUUCAGCUCCAUACUGCCUAUGUGUAGCCAUCUUUGCCUUUUGCUGCAAUAGAGAUGAGCAAUGGAUUAAACAAAGGCCCAUAGCUAGUUUGCAGGACCACUCAACUUUAAGUGCUGUUUAAAUUGCAGAGCAGAAAACCAUGUGUGGGAACUGUGGUUACAGGAAAUGGAGCACUAUGACAGCAUUUACUUCUAGACUUUUUUGAGUGAUAAUAGAAAGCAGGCUAAUCAACUUGAAAUAAAACAGCAAAAGCAAAAGUAGCAACAUAUGUCAAAAUAACUCACUUAAGCAAGAAAACAGUCACUGGAAUGUUGCACAGAGGCUAAUAAGUAUAGACUCUUGGGUACAGCGGUGAGAGGGGACCCAUUUUAGGUUUUCCUUCUAAGUUUUUGGUUUUCAUUAACCCAAGUAAGCUUGUCCCAAGGACAAAGCCUCAUUUAAUGAAUUUCACUGCCAGAUUUCCGGGAUGCUGGAUCUUUCUGAUGGAUGCCUCACCUAUUACUUGUGAGGUCCUAAGGUCAUACCUGAUAGCACUCUGGUCCCAUUUUUCAUGUGUGGGGUAGUCUAAUAUAUUCUUUUCUCUAUUUUCCCCUACCAGAAAGUUCUUAGUACAAACCACUG